Molecule: messenger RNA, 7870 nt
Organism: Lonchura striata (white-rumped munia)
Lineage: Eukaryota; Metazoa; Chordata; Aves; Passeriformes; Estrildidae
Gene: KNDC1
Product: kinase non-catalytic C-lobe domain containing 1
Biological process (GO): small GTPase-mediated signal transduction; regulation of dendrite morphogenesis
Cellular component (GO): dendrite; guanyl-nucleotide exchange factor complex; neuronal cell body
Molecular function (GO): guanyl-nucleotide exchange factor activity
Source: RefSeq, a predicted model, not a curated record
GGCGGCGCCGCGGGGGUCGCCGCCGGGGGCAGCCCGCAGGCGGGUGUGAGGAUGAGCCGCGGCGGGGGCCGAGGGCCGUGCUCCGAGCGCACAGGGAGGCUGCGGAGGUGAAGCCUCUGCUCCCUCGCCGGGCGGGAUGGAGACUCUUGGCGCUGCAGAGGACGUGUUUUAUGAGGAGGAGGAGGAGGAGGAGGAGGUGAACUGCUACGACUUUGAGCCUCUGCCGACGCUGCUGGAGGACGAGGAGAAUGUGUCCCUUGCUGAUAUUUUGUCACUGCGGGAUAGCUGUCUUACUGAGCAAGAUAUUUGGGCAAUUUGCCUGGAGUGUUGCCAUUCUUUGAAGAGCAUUGCCCAUUCUGCAAUCUUCCAGACACUCUGCAUCACUCCUGACACUUUGGCUUUUAACACCAAUGGCAAUGUAUGCUUCAUGGAACAGCUCAGUGAUGAUCCAGAAGGUGCCUUUGUUCCACCAGAAUUUGAUCUCACCGGUAACACUUUUGAGGCACACAUCUAUUCUUUGGGUGCAACACUGAAAGCAGCAAUAGAAUAUAUUGUAGAACCUGAGACAGAAUCAGAAUUCGGACAAGAUCUGCACACUCUGCUGGAACAAAUGCAAGAAGACAAUCCUGAAAAUAGGCCAGAUAUUGAGAGCAUUUUGUCAUUAUGUGAAGAAAAAAUGAAGAUUGCUUCAUCAAGUAAUAUUUGUCGAAACUUGUCUGCUGUUGGAAGAAGAGUUCUCUCAAUUGAAUCAUUUGGUGCUUCUCAAGAUGUCUGUGAUAACAUGUGGAAAGGAAGAAUGUGUCAGAGGAAUUCAGGAUCUAAAUUAUAUUCAAAUGAGAAAAACAACAUUGCAGGUGAUUCGUCUGCAAUGGAAGAGGUGACAACUGCCUGUCAUAACAACUCUUCUGUAGUUACCAUGGUGACUGGCAGAGAAAGUGGUUUAAAGGAAAUGCAAAUUGAUCCGGAUAAUGAGAAAACUCAACAUUCUCAACUUGAAACUCAAACUGAAAAGAGCAAAGAAGAGGACAAACACGCAGUGUAUACUGACAGUUUUGCUAGUGUUGCUUUGGAUAUAAAAUCAUGUGUUAUUGACCUGGAGAGAGAUUGCCUUUUUAAGAAAGGUUCUUUGAGAAAAAUGAAAACCUUUCCAAAGCUACCACUUGAACUUGCAGAUACAAAUAACUUUUUUACUUCUGUAAUCAACAGUGGACCACUAGAUAGGAAAAAUCACUUCAUAACACAAGAGUCACUACCUCCAGACAAUAAUAAUGAGGUUGCUUUUUCAAAGGGAAAUCUCAAUUCAUUUGCUGUCAGUAGUCCACCAGAAAUAGAAUCAAAGAAUCACCAAUCUGAUGAUCAUCAUUUAGAGGCACCAUGUGUAUGCACACAAGUGUCUGGCCUGAAUCUAGAAGAACAUAUGUCACUUAUCAAUGGUAAAAAGAUAGGUUUUUCUUCAUCUGAUCACAAAGAAGACUCUUCUGGUGCUACCUCUGAAGGGCUAAAACCAGCUGAUAUGCUAAAAGGCCCAAAUCAGUCCAUUGCUAGAGCAAAAAUGCCAGACAACUACAUGGUGUUGGAAGUCUGUUCUGAAACUUUUCAAGGGUCAAAUGAAAAUUAUGUACCACAUUUUAACACGAUGGAUUCAGUGUUAACAACAAAACCCAGUGGGAACAGACAUGGAUCAAACCUAAUUGGGCCACCAGAAUUAAGCAACGGUGUGAUGAGUGCAAACAAUAAUGAAGAUAAUCUUUGUGGAGGCAGAGGUUCAGAAAUCAAAAGUAACGAGCAGCAUCCCAGAAAAUGGAAUUUUGCUAGUCUGCACACUUUAAGAGUUAAUAUUGGAAACAUGUGGAUCUCUCUAAAACUCCUGUUGUCCUGGUAUGGUAGGCCUCUGAAAGACUAUGAACUCUGGGCAUUAUGUCAUGAGUGUUUAUGUACUCUGCAGACUUGCAUAGAUUAUCCAGUGGUCUUAUGUUUGGACUCUGUGCUGAUUGACUGCCAUGGAAGGAUCCUCUUUGCUGCUCCAAAAGCUGAAGAAUCUUGUGAUGUAUUUUAUUUAGCUCCUGAAAUUGAAGAAGAGGAUGUGGAUACUGAGAAGGUCUUUGUUUAUGGUGUUGCUGCAGUUCUGUGGAUGGCUGCAAAAUACAGUGUUCCACUGAGUCACAAAGUAGUAUUGCCAAGAAAAUUUAAAAAACUACUUCUGGAUAUGGCAAGAAAAAACCCUGAAGAAAGACCUUCUCUAACUGCUGCAAUUAAGACAUGCAGUCAUUAUUUACUUGAACAAGGUAUAAACAGCAAAAAUAUCUUGACAUUAUUGGGUAAACCCAUCUUUAAGGCUGUUGAGGAAGAAGUCUUGUCUCAAGAUCACAUCGCUUUUAAAUUUAAAAAUGAAAAAUAUGAAAUGGACACUUCAGAGUCAAGUCUAGGAUUUGUGCCUUUUACCAGUGAAAGUAAACUUGUUGCAGUUAAAGGACCAGUACCAUGCCAGAUUUCACUUAAUUGUGAGAAAGCAACAUUACCUGUGGCAUUCACCUCUCCUGCAACUCACUUUAAGCCUAUUAUUUUGCAACAAGAUGCAAAUAUAACAAAAGAGGUUCAAACACCAGUUUCUGCCCAAUGCAAGAAAGAGACAAGGAAAGAAAAACAUAUGGACCACAACAAAUCAGUGUAUAUAGGAGACUCCAAAAACUGUGGUAUUGAGGAUACAGGUGUUGUUGAAACUGUACCGGAAACACCUGAGUGUGAUUUACAAGUUCCAAGCCACUCAUUCCAGAUGUCUUCAGAAGAGCAAAACUCAGGCAAUAUGUUUGCUUCUACAGUUACAUUACCAUCACCAUCUGAUUCCUCACAGGCUCUGCAAGAGAAAAGCAUUUCAUCUGAAGAUCCCUCCAGCUCUUUAGCUUGUCCUACAUCUCCUAAUUUUCUUCAUAUAAAUAACAUCAUUCUCAAACAGGACUCAGAAAAAAGAGUUCUGACAUUUGUACCAGUACAUUUGGCUGUAUCAGAGCAAAUACCACAUAAGCCUCUUCACUCAAGAAUUGCUUAUGAUUGCUAUCACAGUUUGCCAGUGCUACUUUCCAGUACUAUUGCAAGCUAUAAAAUGAGCAUGCAAGCAGAAAAUGAUGCCUCCCUUUACAAUGUGCAAAGUCAUGAGACUACUAAUACAGAGAACCAGUCUGAUAAAAGUAGCCCAAUUAUUCAAACCGACUGCCAAGAAACAGAGUGUGCUACCAGCAUAGACAGUUUUUUCACUGAACAAGAGCACACACCAUGUACUUCAGUGAGUAAAGACAGCUAUAAUUUCUUCAGUGAUGAAGUCCUGCCCCAUCAGAAUACAACAAGUGACACUUUACUACAGGAAGUGAUUCAUCUUAUACAAGAGGAGUUUGCAUUUGAUGGUUAUUUAGAGAAUGGAGCUGAAGUUUUUGAUAUGGGUAACUUCAUUUUAAACUUAAAGGGAAUUAAGUUUGGUAUGUUCUCUGAUAGAAUUUGUGAGAAGUUUUGUGACCUCUACUGGGAUGAAAAGUUACUGGAGAAUCUCUAUCAGGUAGUAAAUGGAGGAAGAUCUUCACAUUUAUGCAUCACUGAGACAGAUGAAGCAAAAUGCGACAAUACAUUCCAAGAUGUGAAGAAACCUGAAAGCUUUUUGGCAAGCAGUGAUCAGACAGAGGGAAAAGAGGAAGCAGACUUUGAUGUGAAGGCUGAGCCUGUGAUAAAAACAUCAUUAGUUGAAAUGGAUCUUGAUGAGUCACCUUUGGAUAAUAUCAAAAAUGAAUUGACUCUGCAGAGUACAAUCCCCAUAGCAAAAGAGCAACAGUAUUUGCAAAGCAACAGCUGUGGUCCAGGCUUUGCAGAAAAAAAUGCAAGUUCAGAGGAACAGGCCAUGAUAAAGACAGCUAGAAACAGUUACCUGGCAUCUCCCAAUCUCCCUGACUUUUGUGGCUGUAGUCCUGGUUGGAGCAGUGCAUUUUAUGGAGCUGAAUGUUUUGAUUCAGAAGUUCAUAGUUACUUGAAAAACCUUGGAAAGCAGAAAUCAAGUGAGUUACAAAAUAUAGAUGCUAAAAAAGUGGAACUAGAACAAUUGCUAAUGAUGGAGACAAAAAAUUACAGAAAGACCAUAAAGUUUUACCAGAAACUAUUGCAGAAAGAAAGAAGGAGGAAAGGUCCUGAAACUAAAUCUAUGCUGCCCAAACUGAGAGGACAGCUACAGGAGAUGAAAUCAAAAGUGCAGUUUCUUGAACUGGUAAAGAAAUAUGUGCAGAUGAUGUAUGCAGAGCAGUGGGGUGUGGAAUCCUGCGUGCUUCCUACAGUCAUUCACAAUGGGAAAGCUGACACCGUGGACAUGGCACCUAUGGAUGAAUCAUCAUUGCUGCUUUACUAUAACACAGAGAAACAGCAGUGUCACAAUCAAAACGGAGUGAGAGUUCUGCAGGCUGGAACACCACUUGGCUUGAUGGCUUAUUUAUAUUCUAGAAAUGCCUUUUUAGAAGGUUAUGUGCAGCAGUUUCUUUAUACAUUUCGUUAUUUCUGCACACAAGAAGAAUUUUUGCAGUUUCUUCUUGAUAGAAUCAGCAGCACUUUAUCCAGUGCAAGCCUGGAUCCUUCCACGUCCCUUACCAAAAUAUGUAACCGCAGUUUCUACAUCCUGCAGGCAUGGAUUGAAGACUGUUACAGUGUAGACUUUGCAACAAACACUGAUCUUCUGGGUACCCUAAAAGAAUUUAUUUCUUCCAAGGUUGCUUCAUUAAAUGGCUACGGGGAGCGCUUGUUGUCACUGCUCGAGGAUGCCUCUGCCAGGAAAAGUGGCAGUGCACAUCUGUGCUCUGGUGUGCACAAAUGUGAAGAAGAAAGUGAGGAAGGCAGAAAAACAUUACAUUCCCUAUGUAAAAAGCUCUCAGAAGAUGUUUCCAGAAAGAACUUCUACUGGAAGCUAUCCAAAGGUAUGGGACCAGUUGCACAGUAUCAGAGACAGCGACUGCACACAGGUUCAGCAGUUUUGCCAAAGCCCUGCUGCAGCAGUGUCACAGAAGAUUCUUCAGUCUCCUUAGCUAGAGCAGAUGAAGUGGGGCCAGUUCUCUUGAUGGAGUGCAGUGCCCAGCAGCUUUGCUGGCAGCUGACCCUGCUGCAACAGGAAGUAUUUAAUAAAUGCCACCCAGUACACUUCCUAAAUUCCAGAGCACUUGGUGUUAAAGACAAAUGUGUUGCUGUGCCAAAGGCAGUUUCUACUGAGACAGUUUCACUUAAAGUCUGUAAUCUUUUUCUGUCGAAGUGCAUACAAGACCAGUACCUUCUGCAAUUAUUGAAAAAUGCAGACAGUAUCAGCACCUGGGUUGCUGCUGAAAUUGUAACAUGUCACACAACUAAGUGGCAGGUGAGCUUGUUAUCAAAAUUUCUUCUCAUAGCAAAAUGCUGCUAUGAACAAAGAAAUUUUGCUACUGCAAUGCAAAUCCUAGCAGGCUUGGAAAAUCUUAUUAUACGACAGUUGCCAGCCUGGAAAAUUCUACCUGCAAAAGUAGCUGAGAUAAUGGAGGAGCUCAAGGCUGUUGAGGUGUUUUUAAAAAGUGACAGCUUAUGUCUGAUGGAAGGAGACAGAUUCAAAACUCUUCCAACAAUUCCGUCAGCCCAUGUUUUGGCUAUGCAUGUCCAGCAGCUUGAAACUGGAGGAUUCACAAUGACAAAUGGAGCUCACAAGUGGACUAAACUUAGAAAUAUUGCAAAAGUUGUGAGCCAAGUUCAUGCCUUUCAAGAGAAUCCUUAUACAUAUGCACCAGAUUUCAAGCUGCAGUCUUACCUCAGACAAAGAAUAACUCGUUUUAAAGAUGCAGACAUUUCUGCCUUGGCAGCUGACAACUGUGCCAACUUCCAUCAGAUACCAGCAGAAAAACAUUCUCGAAAAAUUCAGGACACACUGCGCAGGAUGAAAGCAACAUUUCAGUAAUUAUUUAUGUUUCAUCUGUUCUGUUCUGGGUCUAGACUGUAAAACUGGAUUGAGUUGACUUCAUCUACUGGACCUAAUUCCAAGAAAAUACUUAAGUGAAGCAAGAUAAAAUGCUUUCUCAAGUUGAAAUUAUUGUAUUUCAUAACAUGGAAUUACAAAACGCUGACUUAUGAGAUUUGAAUCACUGGCAACUGAUUAAAAGAAGAAAAACAAAGAUAAAAUUAAAGAGUAUAGAUGAAAAGCCUUAUUAAUUUUGUUACUCUUCUUUAGCAUAAAUAAUUAAUUAGCCUGAAAACCAAUAUCUAAAAAAUACCAGCUUCUAUUGCCAAUCUGGCCUAGGAGAGUUCAAAACAUAGUUCAUUAACUGUUGAAUCUAUUUUUAUAUAAACACAGUACACUUAUAUCCUGUCACAUUGUGCAUAUAAUUCAGAAACACAGAUCCUCUGCUAUUCAUUGGCUGUUGGUGUGUCUUGCUUUUAUGUUGUGUAUUAUGAAAACUGUAACUGACAUAAAUAAUUGGCUGUCUAUUUCUCCUUACCAAAGAAGGAGAGGAAUGCUAUCGUUCAACUUUUUUUUUUUUUUAUUGUUUGAUUAAAGUCAUCAGACUAACCUAUUUCCAAAUGAAAGUAAGAUCUGGAUGUAAGUAUUAGCAAUUCAUUGCUCUGCUUCUGCGCUCCUGGCAUUGUGAAGACAGUAAAUGUGAAACUGCUUUUUCAUCUGUAUUUGGCACAAGAGUCACUUUGCCAAUUUAUGUCUGUCUGCACAUUUGAGUAUGGCUUUUGCUCCUGAGGUUGUUUCUGUAGAUCACAGUGCUCCAGCAGCAUCCAAUACAAGAUAACCAUGUGAAAUUUGGAUCUUCAACUUGUAAAACUCUGGUGCUAACCUAUUCAUAGAGCUUAUACUUACAAGACCUUCUAAACGGCCAUGAAAUGUGUCGCUAUUGCUAGAAAAUUUGUUGAGCUACUCAGGAUUAUGCAAGGCCAGAAUGUUAAGGCUAAAAAUCAAAGUUCAAAAGUUCAAAAUACACGUAUUUCUACCAGAGGGAGCAAUGGUAGUGCCGAAUGAGAAGUAGGGCAAGACAUGCUUGAGCACUCUUCUGAAAGUGAUUUGCUUAGAACUGUGUUAAAAAAAAGGUUUUGAGAGAAGGGAAGGGCAGAAGUGAACUAAGUAUCUCAUCAAAUGUUAGUGAUAGAGAAGGAUAACAAUGUAAGAAAUGGGAGUGUAUACAUGUCUGGUAUUUUGCAAUUGUACUGUUGUGUUUGACAGAAAUGCAUGUGCACAUGCUAAACUGUAGCUUUCUCAAUGUAUAAGAGGAAGGCUUUUCCUUUUCUUUGUCAGUAACAGCAAUAUUAUAUCUCAACUCUCUCCCAUCUUCCUCAGUAAAUACACGGCGUGGCCAUACUUUCCUUUAAAUACUGUUAUUUUUUCUUACUAAUACAAUACUACUAACUUUUAGCUCUUACUGGUUUAAACGCUGAAGGACUUGGUCCUCAACAGAGUUUUCUUGCUUUUGUUCUACAUUUAAUAUGAUUUAUUUUAUUUACCAUAUGUAGGUUUAACAUGUCAUUAAUUAUAGUAUUUGGACUUAGCCUGAGGGAAGUAAAUCAUGUUGCUAUUUCUCUAAAAAUUGUCAAAUGUGAAAACAUUAAAUAUUUACCUCCUACCUUCAUGAUUUAAGAAUGUUAAUAAUAACAUUAUCUUCAGACAUACAUUUCACAUAUUCUAUCUGUAUGCAUUUAUUUUUAAAAAUUGGUUUUGUUAGUAGUUUUUGGGGUUUUGUCAAUUAAAAAUUACCAUUCGCUUAAACCCACACCUUGCCUUUGAACGACAAUAAAAUUGUAAGUAGCAUAAGUUUUACUAAUGUAAAAUACUCCACAAGACUUGCUAAUCACAUGAUCUUAAUAAAUUCAUUUUAUACAGUUACCAGUCAGA